AGUUUUAUCGUUAUCAUCCAUGGACAAGAAGAGCAGAAGGUGAUUUUCAUCAGACUAUUUUGGUUUUCAUAUUCAUCCAUAUCAGAUGCAACCGGUGAAGCAUUCGACACUUAGUAGUUUAGUACUAGGUUAAACAACACCAGUGAGAUGAAGCGGCUAAGGAUAAGAGUUAUUCAGUUAAAGGAGGAUAAAAUUGAACGAAGGAACAACAACAGCAACUGCUUUAUGGUAUACUUCACAUGUAUGUGUAAUAACGAGCAUGAUACCAACCAGGAAGAAUCGUUUUAAAGUUUACUUCAUGUUCAUUGGUUUUCAACAUUCAAGAUAUUUUUAGUCCAAAUGCGGAGUGUACAGUUAACCUGGCUAAACGUCGUUGUUUGUUUGAGUUAAUGGAAAACGCUAAACUAAAUAGUCUAGCUCUUUGGUUCUUCACAUGUUUCUCAUUUUAAAACGUUUACAAACCUUUUAAUCAUCAUACCUAGACUUGUGCUAUGAAUGAGAAUAUUCACUUUCAUUUUUCAGGUUUUUCAAUCAAAGUUACAACUUUAUUCGCAAAAAAUGUCGAUAGCGUAAUAUUUUUGUGUUUAAAAUGUUUUUUCGCUUAAACAAUUGGCGAAACCAUGAAUUAGGAAUAUACCUAACCAAGUCAUGCAGUAACCUUGCAAAACCUCUAGCCUGGUGGUUAGAGGUUUUGAUAAGACUGCUAACUUUCAUAUGUUGUGUGCAUCUUGGGGCAGCGUUAGAAUCUCGCAAGCUAUGUACAGUAAAUGCUCACUCAGGACUAAGCCCCCUGGACUAUCCUAUCCUCCCUUCCUGCUGAAUCCCCAGCUAAGCUGAAUAAAGUCUAGCGCCUUUAGGUCGGUAAAACACCUAGGUAGCAAGAAGUAGACGACGGUUUAAAAGCUGUCGCAGCUGGCUGGUGUACGUGCGAAAAACCUGCAAUAACCGAGGAUUAUUGUAUCGCUUUCAAACGGAAAAUGUGAUGUUUUUAUUUAAUUUCAAAGUUUUUAAUUGAAUAAAAAUCAUCAGGUUUAAUGAUUCACUCGAUAACGCUUAGAUAAGAAACGUUAGACAUCGUUACAAAAUGAUAUUGACUUUCAAGUCUAAACGAUGCAACGUCGUUAAUCUUGACCUAAUAAUGAUUAAAUUGAAACGAUAAAGUAAGGAAAAGGUUGAAAUAAUCAACUUCCUCACUGAACAUUGAAUCUCUUCCUUCUCCUUGAUUCCAAAAUCUCCUCCUAAAUAUUAUUCUCUUAUUAUCAUAACUAUCACCAAUUAUCAUCAUCAUCAUGAUAAUCAUCAUUAUUAUAUGGCUAAAAGGCUGAUUUCCAAUUCAUUUGAAAUUUAAUUUUUCUUCUUCUUCUUUCUCAUACAAUUUCAACUUUUUGUAAAACUUUUCAAAACACUUUUACCACUUAACUCGAUCUAACAAUAUAAAAAUAUCUCUCAAAUGCUAUUAAUAAAAUUGUAACACCCAACUAUUGGAAUGCUAACACAUUAUUAUCCACCCUUUAACGUGCACAUGAACACACAUAUAAAUAAAUGUCCCAAAGGCUUUCAUUGAUCCCAUGUGUGCUAACAAUAGAUAAAGUUUUUCUCAAUCGCCUCCUCAUGAACCCACAAAGUUGAGUGACAAAAAUUGAUUUCCCAUUGCAAUCACCAUCAAUGUUGAAAUGAAACUUUACACAUUCACUUAUCCAUCAGUCAAUCACUGUUUUUUACUCUCCAUUCAAUAAGUUUACAAGUUUUGUUCAAGUGCACUUUUUUUGCCACACAAUUCAACGUUUACGGUUUUUCCUCGUUUCAUUUAUUUUCUCAAUGGUUUAUCAACAAUUUAUAACACGAUUAAUUUGCUUCAACUCACACUUAUGACUUUAUUUAACUUUUGUUUUUAAUCCUUCAUCAUCAUUAUCAUCAUCAGUGUCAAAUUGAAAGGCUCUUAAUUUUUUUUGUUGUUUUUUUUCACUUUAACCGUUACUUUAAAGUCUUGCACUAAUCGUGAUUGAUUUGAUUGCAACCUUUUCAAACUAAUUUCAGUUUCUCUUCUCGUCUUUUCCAACAUCAUUACUAUCAUCGACAAAGAGUUAGAGAAGCAACCAAUUUUACCACCCAAAACUAGGAAUCAACGAAAGAAAAAGAAGAAGAAUGAAAUGAGAAAAUUCUGCACCUCAAUUGCUGCAUUUUCGAGUUGAAUCUUUUCUAUCCAAUCUCAUUAUCUUUAAAUAUCAUCAUUAUUGUUGGUCAACUGCAACAAUUGUUGGGUCAUUCCAAGUUUUUCAUUGUUACAAUCUCAUCACUUGUUUCUUCGUCUCUGAUAUAAUCGUUCAAAACCAAUGGCUGAAAUGAAGGGAAUCCUCGCAGUCAUUGGAACUGCAAUCAUUUACUUUUCAAUCGGACUUUACUUCAGCUCGGGCAAUACAGCCAUCUAUCUAACUUCAUACCUUCGUGCCAAGUCAACCUCAACCGCAACCCUCUCCGACUCGGUUUGGUUUCUCUAUGCAGUCGGCCUGUCAGCCUUGCUACUUCCCUUUGGAGGCUGGUUAGACUCCAAGAUUGGGUCGAGAGCAGUUUGCAUUAUCGGUGGUUUACUGCAAAGUGCUGGAAUUUUCGCAACUUAUUUUGCUCUGAAUCACAGUUUUAUUCUGGUGUUAAUAUGUUAUGGUGGAAGUUUCCUGUUGAGUUGUGGAGUUGCUUAUACAGCUCCUUUGGUUGAGAUUAACAAGUGGUUUCCCGAAAAGAAGGGUCUUGUAACGGGAAUCGCCUGUGCAUCGAUGGCCUUUGCACCAACCGCUUGGACGCCUUUGAUCACAGCCUAUGUAAACCCAUUAAAUAUACCGGCAGAUAUGAAAGGGUACUUUACCGAUACGCUUGUUUUAGAGCGAACCAAAGAUUCUCUAAUUGUUCAAGGUUUGGUUACGUUGUUUUUAUUUUCAAUUGGCACAGCCUUACUUUUCCCUGCUCCAUCAGCUGAAGACUUGGAUUCAGUUAAGAAACAACAGAAAGCCUCUGGCAAUGGUGAGACUGGAAAAGUGGUUAAAUUGAGAUUCGCAGAUGGCCUUACUCCGUCCCAAGCGAUCAAGACUUUUGAAUUUAUAAUUUUAUCCAUCAAAAUUAUGCUCACUGAACUAGUAUUUUUUUACCUCCUCUUUGUUUACAAGCCAUUUGGUCAAACUUUUAUCAAAAAUGACCUUAUGCUUUCAGCCAUUGGAGCUUGUGCUGGUCUAUCAAACUGCUUUUGCCGUCUAUUGAUGGGCUACAUUAAAGAUAUACUCAGCUACAAGGCUUGCUGUAUACCAUUAAGUGCAAUGUCGACCGUUUUGAUUGCCAGUUUACCGUUUAGCUCAAUGGCUCAUCCACUUGUCUAUUCAAUCACAGUAGUUGCUGCUGUUGGUAUCAUUGGCUCUCAAUAUGCUCUUAUGCCAUCGGCCGUUACAGAUACUUUUGGGGAAAAAUAUGCAAGCAUGAAUAUUGGACUUGUUUACAUGUCAACUGUUAUUGCCGAUGUUGGUGGAGCCUUGGGAUCACAAUAUUUAACCGAAUCUCUUGGCUGGACUGGAAUGAUUUAUGCCAUUAGCUUUUGCUCAUUCUUAGAUUUCAUAGCAACUUUUGCCCUUCCAGCUGAUCCUGGUCAACGGCUUAAGGAUAAACUCAAUGCCGAUAAAAUUGUUACUGAAAUUUUACCUGCAUAUCAAAUGAAUAGGAAUAAAGGUGUUAAAGGAUCGACUCCAAUUGUACUUCCAGAAGCUUAUUUAAUGAGAAAAGAAAGCAAUCCAACAAAGACUUCAUUAAACGGGAAACAAUUAAAUUGUUGAUUCAACAUUUAUUGUUCAUUGAUUAUCUCAUCUUUAUCUUCAUCUUCAUGAUUAUCACAAUUGUUGAGCAACAAUCAAAAUAAGGCUGAUUCAAUUUUACCGCACUAUUGGUGUAUCACUGUUACAUCGGUAGAUGGCAAAAGGAGCAUCAUUCAGCUGAUUCAAACUGCUUACCAAAAACAAUUUAUUUUCAAUUGUAUCAAUCAACUUAAUUUAUAUUUUUCAACUCUUUAAAUGAUUUAAUUGUAUUAAAUUUAUGAUUGUCUAAUCUUAAUUAUUGUCGAGUUUAUUACUAAUCAAUUGUGUAUUCAAUUUGGGUUGUUUUGUUUAAAAUGGUUGCGUUUAACGUUUUUACUCUGCACAAAAUGAUUUUAAAUUUUCAUGCUAUUCUAGAUCAGACUUUUUGAAACAUUGGAUGUUUGGGAAUUUAAUGGUUUCAUUACAAGAAGUUUACUCUAUUGAAUAAUUUAAGAAAAGCCAAAACUAAAGUACGCCAUUCGAUUUGAAAUUAAAUUUAAGGAGGGUAGAAAGUCAAUUUUGCGUGAAAUUGACAAUGGAAACUCACCAAAGACUUAAAUCUACUGAAUUUAUCAUCUGUUUAUCCAGCUUUUCAUCUUUCACUAUUGAUUCAGGCUAAUCAACAUGCUACCUUGAAGGUAUAGAGAUGUUCAUUGAUCAAUAGAUGAUAUCAAUCGUAAAAUAUUCCGAAAAUAAAUUCAAUGUGGCAUUUGAAAAUUAAAAUACACAAAUCAAUUCGCUUCACCAUGGGCUGAUUAAAAUGUCUAAACAUUGACUAAUCCAAAUUCAUCUUCAACCGAGAGGGCUCAAUUAGGCAACUCAACUUGCAUAUCCAAGUUACCAGAUGCAAAGCAAACGAAAGAAAGGAUUAUUUCAUCCAGAUUAUAGCUGCUUGUGCUUCAACCAUAAAAUCAAGAAAAAUUUCUCAAUUGAAACAUGGAAAUUUAGAGAUGAACGUCUUAUGAUCAGCCCAGAAAAGCAUCCAAAACUAAGGCUUAAAAUAUGUCAUUUCUUUUGGAUUGGUCAUUGAAUUACCAGAAAACAAGUUGUGCCGUGACAAUUUGAUAAUGACGAGCUGAAAUUAUUAGCAAAUAAUUGGUUUCAUUGCUGCUCAAUUGAGAUACUUAUUGAUCCGUUGUAGUGAUGAUAACUAAUCAAACCUAAUAGGACCAAAAAACCAAAGUAUUGGUAAUUUAAUUUGAACAAUUGAAUGGAAAAGACAAAAUUAAAGGCUAAUCACCAGAUAAAUUGACCUAAUCCGGUGGAAAAUUGUAUUCGCACGUCAACUUUGGGUUACUUUCUCCUAGUCGACACUCGAUGGCCUCUCUUUGUGUCUCCUCUGUCUCCACUCUUUCCACGGUCUAUCAGCUUCUCCUGUCUUUAAACUUCUCUUUCUUUUCCUCUUUCGCCUCACAGCUUCCACUUCUGUAUCAACUUACUCUGUCUCUUUCCUGUCAUCUUUCCUCUUCUCCCUCUUUCUCUGUUUCUCACUUUGUACCUCUUUCCACUCCCAGUCAAUUCUCUGUCUUUUCUGUUUCGCACUUUAGUCAAAACAAACGCCUCUUUGGUAAAAACAACUACAGGGUGAACCCAAAACCAAGUUCCUGUGUAAAUAUAUGUGAUGUAUAUUAGCUUAAAUCAACUAACCCAAGGAAGCAACAAUUUACAGUGAAUCAAACCAAAAAGUAGGGUCAAAGCCAUAAUUAUUACAAGCCUGGAAAAGCCAAGAGAUGAAACAAGCAAAAGGACAACUUGAAAAGCAACACCGAAGCGCAAAAACCCCCCCAAAAUAGCAGUUUGAAAAUUAUGACACAAAAUUGUGACCAUUAACUGAAUCCUAUCCUUUCAUCUUGACCUUGGUUUGUUAAUAGGUUUUCAAUGUUGUUGUUAUAUUUAACAAACAGUAACAUCAACAAAAUUAUCAUUAACAUUACCGACAACAGCAGCAGUAACAAAGGUCAACUCCGAGUGUCUUCUGGUAAAAAUUAAAUCUUGAGAAGCGCAAGCUUGUUGGACUAAAACACUAUUAUCAUUAUUAUGUAUUUCUAAUGAUACUUCCGUGAAUAUGAAGAUGAACAAGAAAUUUUUUUUCUUCUCAACAAAAAAGGAAGCCAAAAGUUGAAAAAGAGAGGGAAAAAAAGAGAUCAGAAUUGAUGUUGAGAUGAUCUUAACUUUUUUUUCUUCGUUCCUCUUUUACUUCAACAUCAUUUUAACUUGUUGAUAAUAAGACAAUAAAUAGGAAACAUGAUUUACCUUGAGAAAGCUUUAUAAUAAUGAA
This is a messenger RNA of Tetranychus urticae (two-spotted spider mite), 6108 nucleotides long. RefSeq names its product apicoplast pyruvate carrier 1. NCBI's taxonomy places the organism in Eukaryota, Metazoa, Arthropoda, Arachnida, Trombidiformes, Tetranychidae. Gene Ontology annotation, molecular function: transmembrane transporter activity. Gene Ontology annotation, biological process: transmembrane transport. The record is from RefSeq and is a predicted model, not a curated record.